Messenger RNA from Dacryopinax primogenitus, 168 nucleotides. RefSeq lists its product as uncharacterized. The coding region runs from base 1 to 168 and encodes 55 amino acids. Lineage: Eukaryota; Fungi; Basidiomycota; Dacrymycetes; Dacrymycetales; Dacrymycetaceae. The record is from RefSeq and is a predicted model, not a curated record. The transcript has 3 exons.
AUGUAUGCAAUGAUAGAUAAGGAGGAAGGGUAUACUGGUGAUUGGACCAAGGACAAGGAGAUCAUGGUGGAACUGAUGGACCCAACAAAGAGGAUCCACACCAUGCCUUUGGAGGAAGUGCUUGGGAAACCUGGGAUGGGUGAUGGGUUCCUUCAUGGCCUUGUUUAG